AUGAGCUUUUGGGACUUAAGAUUAUAUACUCAUAAUGUCAGGAUUUAUGUGGUUGUUGCCAUUUUAAUAUGGUUUCUUUACAUAUAUGUUUUUCCUGCUCCAUUUCUCAAAGAAGAAUGGAUACCUUUAAACAAAUUGCCUGUCUAUGAAAAACUUCCACAGUGUUUUGAUACGACUGAUGGAAUUGAGUGUUUCAGAAGAUAUCGACCAGAGCUUGUGAAGCAAUCUAAAAGGGUAUUAAGUACAGAAUCAUAUACAAAUUUUGAAAGGUAA
Molecule: messenger RNA, 273 nt
Organism: Priceomyces carsonii
Lineage: Eukaryota; Fungi; Ascomycota; Pichiomycetes; Serinales; Debaryomycetaceae
Exons: 1
Coding region: 1-273 (90 amino acids)
Source: RefSeq, a predicted model, not a curated record